AUGACAGCAAAGUUCCUGUGGGUCCUUGAGCAGCAGCUGGCAGGGUAUCCUGAGACAACAGCACAGAUCCUGCGGGUCCCUCAGACCGCCGUCAGGGGGUCCCGUGACAAUAACAAAGGUUCUGCCAGUGGCCUUGCAGCUGGGAAAGGGGUGAUUGUUGCAAAGAACAAAGCGGAGGCCUGCAAAGCUGUACGGGAGAUCAUGCAGGAAAAGUCUUUUGGAGCAGCUGGAGAAACGGUUGUUGUGGAAGAGUUCCUGGAUGGGGAAGAAGUGUCUUGUCUGUGUUUCACUGAUGGGAAGACAGUGGCCCCAAUGCCUCCAGCACAGGACCAUAAGCGAUUGCUGGAUGGAGAUGAGGGCCCCAACACAGGGGGAAUGGGAGCCUACUGCCCUACACCUCAGGUUCCUAAGGAUUUGUUACUAAAAAUUAAAGACACUAUUCUUCAGAGAACAGUAGACGGCAUGCAGCAGGAGGGUGUGCCUUACACAGGAAUUCUCUAUGCUGGUAUAAUGCUGACCAAAGAUGGCCCAAAAGUUUUGGAGUUUAAUUGCCGUUUUGGUGAUCCAGAAUGCCAAGUAAUCCUCCCACUUCUUAAAAGUGACCUUUAUGAAGUGAUUCAGUCCACCUUAGAUGGCCAGCUGAGUGCGUCUCUGCCUGUUUGGCUAGAAAACCACACUGCCAUAACCGUUGUCAUGGCAAGUAAAGGGUAUCCUGGAGCCUACAGCAAGGGUGUGGAGAUAACAGGGUUUCCUGAGGCCCAAGCUUUAGGACUCCAGGUAUUCCAUGCGGGCACUGCUCUUAAAGAUGGCAGAGUGGUGACCAGCGGGGGAAGAGUCCUCACAGUAACGGCCGUCCAGGAGAAUCUUGAGUCAGCCCGUGACGAAGCCAGGAAAGGCCUUGCUGCCAUAAAGUUUGAGGGCGCAGUUUAUAGGAAGGACAUUGGCUUCCGUGCUGUAGCCUUCCUCCAGCGGCCCAGGGGCCUGACUUACAAGGAAUCUGGGGUAGACAUUGCAGCUGGAAAUAUGCUGGUUAAGAAAAUUCAGCCUUUAGCAAAAGCCACCUCCAGACCAGGCUGUACUGUUGACCUUGGAGGCUUUGCUGGUCUUUUUGAUUUGAAAGCAGCUGGUUUCAAAGAUCCUCUCCUGGCGUCUGGAACAGAUGGUGUUGGGACUAAACUGAAGAUUGCCCAGCUGUGCAAUAAGCAUGGCACCAUCGGUCAGGAUCUGGUCGCAAUGUGUGUAAACGACAUCCUCGCACAGGGAGCUGAGCCCCUCUUCUUCCUCGAUUACUUUUCCUGUGGAAAACUCGACCUCACUACAACUGAAGCUGUUAUCGCUGGAAUUGCUGGAGCCUGUAGACAAGCUGGCUGUGCUCUCCUAGGUGGAGAGACCGCAGAGAUGCCCGACAUGUACCCUCCUGGCGAGUAUGACCUCGCUGGGUUUGCUGUUGGCGCUAUGGAGAGGGAUCAGAAACUCCCUCAGCUAGAAAGGAUUGUCGAAGGGGAUGUUGUGGUUGGGGUAGCCUCAUCUGGUCUUCACAGCAAUGGCUUUAGCCUUGUGAGGAAGAUUGUGGCGAGGUCUUCUCUCCAGCACUCCUCUCCAGCGCCUGAUGGAUGUGGCGACCAGACUUUAGGGGACUUGCUUCUAACUCCAACCAGGAUCUACAGCCAUUCGCUGUUGCCUGUCAAAGCCUUGGCUCACAUUACUGGAGGUGGAUUGCUGGAAAACAUCCCCAGAGUCCUUCCUCGGGAGCUCGGAGUAGAUUUAGGUUUCCCAGUGCUGAACACUAACCCCUUAGGUUCACACUGCAGUAAGAAGCUUUCUCCAAACAGCAAGCGUCUUAAGUCUUGCAAAGCCUCCUGGGUCGCACGUCUCCCAGGAAGCCAGGGGGUCUUAGCGGCAGAUUUCCCUCGUGUCAGAGUCAAGAAUUUGAUUGAAACCAUGCAAGUAAAUGGGUCAAUGGUGUCAAAUGGCUUCCUGAGAAGUAAGAAGGCCAGAGUGGCUGUCUUAAUAUCUGGAACAGGGUCCAACCUCCAGGCUCUCAUAGACAGCACUCGGGAUCCAAAGAGCUCCUCACACAUUGUUGUUGUCAUCUCCAACAAAGCUGGGGUCGCUGGCUUAGACAAAGCAGAAAAGGCUGGCAUUCCCACCAGAGUGAUUAAUCAUAAAUUAUAUAAGAACCGUGUUGAAUUUGACAAUGCUGUUGACCUCGUCCUAGAAGAGUUCUCUGUAGACGUGGUCUGUCUUGCCGGGUUCAUGAGGAUUCUCUCUGGCCCUUUUGUCAGGAAAUGGGAUGGUAAAAUGCUCAACAUCCACCCAUCCUUGCUCCCUUCUUUCAAGGGUUCAAAUGCUCAUGAGCAAGUCCUGAAAGCUGGAGUCACAGUUACCGGGUGCACCGUACACUUUGUGGCCGUGAGUAUGCCUUUUUAG
Messenger RNA from Microtus oregoni (creeping vole), 2430 nucleotides. Its product is annotated as trifunctional purine biosynthetic protein adenosine-3-like. Gene Ontology annotation, biological process: 'de novo' IMP biosynthetic process; adenine biosynthetic process. Lineage: Eukaryota; Metazoa; Chordata; Mammalia; Rodentia; Cricetidae. The transcript is spliced from 18 exons. Gene Ontology annotation, molecular function: metal ion binding; phosphoribosylformylglycinamidine cyclo-ligase activity; phosphoribosylamine-glycine ligase activity. The record is from RefSeq and is a predicted model, not a curated record. Gene Ontology annotation, cellular component: cytosol. Bases 1 to 2430 code for a protein of 809 amino acids.